AUGGGCUGGGAAAACUCACAACAACACCAGGGCAAGGCUGGUCCUGCCGCCUUCCAGGUCAGAGAUGCCAACGGAUCAGUCGAAAUGGUGACCGGAUCACCACCGACGUACGCAGCUGACCACCCAUUACCGCCGCGAGCAAACAUGGGCCCCCCGCACCAGCCUUGGUGGAAGCCGAAGGGCUGGCGCAAGAGGACAUGGGCCAUCAUCGCGGUCGUCCUCGUUGCUAUCAUUCUUGCUGCUGUCCUUGCUGGAGUUCUCGUCACCAAGGCGAAUCGAUACCCUGACUAUAGCGCGCUUAGCUACUCACUGCAAGACGAAUACUCUGGCUCAACUUUCUUUGACAACUUCGACUACUUCACAGGAUACGACCCAGCUGAGGGUUUCGUACACUACGUUCCCAAAGAACAGGCUGAGUCGCUGAACUUGACAUACGCAACCGAUGACGUUGCUGUAUUGGCCGUCGACACAUCGGUGGGGCCCACCUCAAGCCCGGAUGCUUCGACUGGCAGAUUCUCAGUGCGAAUUGAGUCAAAGGUCCAAUAUGACAGUGGACUUUUCAUCUUUGACGUGAAGCAUACACCAUACGGGUGCGGUACAUGGCCUGCGCUGUGGCUUUCCGAUCAAAACAACUGGCCGACCAAUGGCGAAAUCGACAUCAUGGAAGCUGUGAACAACGCUACGGAUGGUAACCAGAUGACGCUGCACACGACAGACAGCUGUUCGAUGGGUGGCAUCAAGCGCAAGAUGAGUGGCUCGUCCAUUUCCAACAACUGCUACAACGCCACCGACGACAAUGCCGGCUGCGGCGUAAGCGGGAAGACGGAUUCGUACGGAGUGACCUACAACGAGGACCAGGGGGGCAUCAUGGCAGUCGAGUGGCGGGAUGCGGGAAUCCGGAUGUGGGAAUUCGGUAGGAGCCAGAUUCCCUCGGACAUCACGAACCAGUCCCCCGACCCUAGCACAUGGGGAACUGCCACGGCCGACUUUCCAAACACUGACUGCGAUAUAAGCUCUCACUUCACCAAUCAGAGCAUCAUCGUCAACAUUGACCUCUGCGGUCAGUGGGCCGGGAACGUGUACGCCGAGAGCGGAUGUCCCAGUAACUGCACCGACUACGUGGCCAACAACCCCGACGCUUUCACCAACGCAUUCUGGGAGUUUGGGGCUUUCCAGGUCUACAAGGCCUCCUAG
Anthostomella pinea is the source of this 1194-nucleotide messenger RNA. NCBI's taxonomy places the organism in Eukaryota, Fungi, Ascomycota, Sordariomycetes, Xylariales, Xylariaceae. The record is from the annotation of a GenBank genome assembly.